This is a messenger RNA of Argentina anserina (silverweed cinquefoil), 1170 nucleotides long. Its product is annotated as auxin-responsive protein IAA4. Gene Ontology annotation, biological process: regulation of DNA-templated transcription. The transcript is spliced from 3 exons. The record is from RefSeq and is a predicted model, not a curated record. Gene Ontology annotation, molecular function: protein binding. Gene Ontology annotation, cellular component: nucleus. The coding region runs from base 128 to 724 and encodes 198 amino acids. NCBI's taxonomy places the organism in Eukaryota, Viridiplantae, Streptophyta, Magnoliopsida, Rosales, Rosaceae.
UCAAAACACAUUUCUCAAACUUGUCCAAAGCUCAAGCAUUGCCUGAACCAAAGAGAAGAACUUGGCCAUCAAAGAAUUUAGUUAACUAACUGGUUUGCUAGGGUUUUGAUCUGAUUGUUGGGAAGAAAUGGAAAGCAAGGGAUAUGAGACUGAUCUUAACCUCAACCUCAAGGCAACUGAGCUGAGACUGGGGUUGCCGGGCUCAGAUGCAUGUGAAGAUCAAGCAGUGCCGGUUCCCAGUACUUUAAACAAGAAGAGAGCCUUGCCUGAGAAAAGUGAAGAAGAGAUUGCAUCCCAGGGAAGUACUGAUGAUGCUGAAAAGACAACUGCUCUUCCUGCGAAGGCACAGAUAGUUGGGUGGCCACCAGUCAGAUCUUACAGGAAGAACUUCCUUCAGGCCAGUAAGAUUAGUGAGGCUGAGACUCCUGGGAUUUAUGUGAAAGUGAGCAUGGAUGGGGCACCUUACCUCAGAAAGAUUGAUCUGAGGGUUUACAAAGGCUACCCAGAUCUGCUAAAGGCUCUUGAAUCCAUGUUUAAGUUCACUGUUGGCCAAUACUCCGAGAGGGAGGGCUACAAAGGAUCGGAUUAUGUGCCUACUUACGAAGACAAAGACGGUGACUGGAUGCUAGUUGGAGAUGUUCCAUGGGAAAUGUUCAUGUCAUCUUGUAAGAAGUUGAGAAUCAUGAAAGGAUCAGAAGCUAGAGGCUUGGGGUGUGCUGUAUGAGCCCCAAAGCCCCAGGGCAACCCGUAAGAGCAGGAGAAAGAUAACUAUGAAAGAGAUAUAUACAUCACUCAGGGGGAGAGAUCGAAAAUCUCACAGCUCGGGUUUUCGAAGAAGAUACAUAUCCGGUUCUCAGUUUCUCAUCACUGACUGGUUUUCUUUGGUGGUGUAACGUACAAGGGAUUAUAGCGAAGAAGCGAGAAUGUAUAGUGAAUGUUACAUUAGUUUGGCAGCAAAGAUUUGUUGUGGGUUAAAUUUGCGCAUCUGUGAUGCUUUCCUGUUGUUUCAAUCUGAUGAAGUCAAACCAAAACUGCAUACUGAGAGAUUUUGGCUCCAAUUAGAUUGUAUAAAUGGAAAUAUAUGAUAUAUAUCAAGUUUUGUUUCUCAGUAACAUAAAUAUUGUUGAAUAUAUAAAUAGAAAGUUGAUCAAUCUUUAACUUUGAUCUGCA